AUCACAAAAACAAAUGCCUGUCUCUCGUCUUCUAGCAUGAACAUUCGGUACAAACAGUGUUUCUCUAAAUACAGGGCUGAUUCCAGCAACAGAAUAGAAAACGCUUUCCAGGAAACAGACGUAAUCCCUUGUCAUAACGGGAAUGACACGAAGAGCAGCUGCUCGACGGACAAAUGAGAAGCAGACUCACAGAGCGACCAAACCAUUGGGUGGAAUACAAAGGUAACCAAAGCAGCUUUAUUGGAGCUUUACAGGAGCGACUAGACUGGCUUGCUGUAGAGACAUGAGAGAACUGUUGAGUGAUGGGACCGAUGUUGCACUUUUCUCUCGAGGAGGGCAGGCUGGAGAACAAAUAAAACCCGACGGGAUCAUCAUGGCUGUGCGAAGGCGAGCAGUGGGCGAGUUAUUGAAGCGUUCUAGUGCAGGAUUCCCUCAGGUCGCGCUAAUGGAAGUGAUGUGAGAUUGCUUCGCUUGUCGUGCGUUUAACAAGGCUCGAUUAUGCGCCAGCCUCCGCAGUGACCGAACGCUUUUUCUUUUACCUGCUCGACGCCAAUUCAUGCCGAAAGACGAUGACUGCACUCACGGGCUGUAGCUGGCACUAAGAGGGACCCGUGUUAGCUGCUGCACCGGACUGGCUGUUUCUCCGCAGCACCACGGACAGCGACCAUGACUCGGCUCCGCAGGAAAGCUCUCGUGGCACUCUUCCUCUUCACGCUCUUCAUUUUCGGGGCCAUGAUGGGACUCAGGACGCUGAAACCCAGUGACGGCUUCUCGGACCUGGCCCCAGGCAUGGACUUCACAGGAGAGAGGUCCGAAAGGAGGCGGCUGGAUGUGAAAGACGUGGUGGCGUCUCCGGGCCAGUUCCACAUGGGCAGCAGCGACACUAAGGUGGUUUUCACCAAAUCGGACCGAGAUUACAGUAUAUUCUAUGAUGUUCACAUCUUCUACUACCUGUGGUACGGCUCUCCCAGCAUGGACAACAAGUACAUUCACUGGGAUCAUGUGCUGGUGCCACACUGGGACCCAAAGAUUGCAGCCAGUCAUGCCCAAGGAAGGCACACCCCCCCAGAAGAUAUUGCCUCAAGUUUUUACCCCGAACUGGGACCCUACAGCUCCAGGGACCCAGCGGUGCUGGACUCACACAUGGCCCAGAUAGAGGCUGCUGCAGCGGGAGUGCUGGUGUUGUCCUGGUAUCCUCCCGGGGUGGCAGACGACCACGGGGAGCCCACCGAGGACCUGGUUCCUGCUGUCAUGGACGCAGCCCACAGGCACAGCAUCAAGGUGGCCUUUCACAUACAGCCAUACAAAGGACGGACGGACCAGAGCAUGCAUGAGAACAUCAAAUACAUUAUUGACAAGUAUGGAAAACACAGCGCCUUCUACAGAUUCAGGUCCAGCACAGGACGAGUCCUGCCUCUGUUUUAUGUCUAUGACUCCUACCUGACACCACCAGAAUCCUGGGCGGAGCUUCUGACAACUAAAGGCUCCCAUAGCAUCAGAGGCACACCUUAUGACGGCGUUUUUGUCGCCCUCAUUGUUGAGGAGCGCCACAAACAUGACAUCCAAGCUAGCGGCUUUGAUGGCAUAUACACCUAUUUUGCCUCCAACGGCUUCUCCUUUGGCUCAUCCCACCAGAACUGGAAACCCAUCAAGGCCUUCUGCGAUGCAAACAAUCUGCUAUUUAUCCCCAGUGUUGGUCCAGGCUACGUGGACACAGCUGUUCGGCCCUGGAACAACCAUAACACCAGGAACCGGGUUAACGGACGUUACUACGAGACAUCCUUGCAGGCAGCUUUGUCUGUCAGACCAGAAAUCGUCACCAUUACUUCUUUUAAUCAGUGGCAUGAAGGUACGCAGAUAGAGAAGGCUGUACCCAAGAAAACAGUGACCCGUUUGUACCUAGACUACCUACCAAACAAACCGGACCACUACUUAGAGCUUACGCGCCAGUGGGCAGAGAACUUCAACAAGGAGAAGGACAAGUGGCUAAUGUGAACAUGGCUUCACUUUGCUGGUAGAUGCUCUGAGUAUGACCAGAAAUUACAUUAAGUCAACUCCCACUGUUAAAAGACAACACCUUUUAUAUUCAUCAACCUACUAGUUGUUUUUCUCCAACUCUGAGCACUUCUGAUGAGAUUUUCCCUAAAUGUUCACUCUACCCUUACUGUUUUUAAUCACUAACAUUUUUUGUACAGGUUAAUAAUGUCACUGAUAUUUUGAAGCUACAAGGUCAUAAAGAUGGACAGAUAGUCGUCGUAACAACUCUGUUCAGUAUCCAUUUGUAACAUCAAGAAAGUGUGGCUAUGUACAGUAACUCUGCUCUGUAGGGUAUUUUCUUAUUUUCUUAUGAUGAUGAUAAGACUGUUGUUUCCUGUGUUUCUUUGAAGCCAAAUUAAAAUGUGUGUCUGUUUGAUGUUGGUGAAUCAGUGAUGGUACUGCACAAGUAAACUAACAUCAUAGAGGUUAGAAAUAAUAAAAGAGGUCUGCCCAGUGCCCUGGGUUGUUGAAAUGUGGUGAGUCUAGAUUUGAAGCUGCGUUUGUGAAUGGUGAAAUAAUCAGUAUGCGCCGAAUACAAAGAUGAGUCAGAAGUAAAAGCGGCUGAAAGCUGUUCCAGCUGGUCUAAAUUAGGUGUGUUGAAUUUCAAUAGUUUAGGUUCCUUUGUUUGUUUUUUUUCUAUUUGGUUCAUUUCAGUGGCUUAAAACAAAGCAACAUUACAGUUACUGAAGCUGAGAUCUGACAGGGCAACAGCCAUAUGUUAAAACAGGUAAACAAUCCAAUACUUUAGCCUGAUGAACUAAACAACUUUAUUUGGAGAUAAAAACCAAAACUGCGGACACCCAAAAUGGCAAUAAUAAUUAUUGACUGUGUGGACACACAACUACAGCAAGUCUGGUAGGUAAAAGCUGGAAGUCAACCUGUAAAUUGGGGGCCCAAAUUUUACAGUUUGCCUAUGUUUUAAAUAAGUUUGGCUAACCUUGGGGUUUGUUUAAACCGUGACUGAUCGCUCACGAUUUAUGUAUCCAGGUUCAUUUACAGGAAGGACAAGAAAAUUGGUGGGGACAGUGGUUGCAGACAGAGGGAUGAGAGUGGUCAAGGGGUGGCAUGAAAUGGGGCUCGAGCGCAACAGAAUGAAAGGAGGGUCAAAUGGGGAUUGAUGAAGGACCAGGUGGGGUCAAUCCAAGAAAUCCAGGGACUGAGACUCAGUUGGGGGCCUGUGGUUCCUGUAAUAAAAGAGGAGGAAGCGAGGAGGUUGUGUGACCCGAGACGAAUAUGAGAGAAAGGGUUUCGACACACCUACUGUAUGUUGGUGGGCACAGGAAAGUGAAUUACAGCAAGGCUUGGUGUCUAUAAGAAAUACUUGAUAAUAAGCUAAACAUACAGUAGCAAUGGGCUUGACUAUGCUGGUUUCUGUAAUUUAGAAAUGGUGGUGUUCAUGUUAAUCAAAAACACACAAAGUACUUGAAUGUUAACUUCAACUCAGACUGGUUUGUUAUUUCUUGAUUUUGUUAGCUAGGCUGUCCAAGGAAUCCUGUUACUAAUAAAACCUUGUGUUGAUUUGAA
This is a messenger RNA of Micropterus salmoides (largemouth bass), 3561 nucleotides long. Its product is annotated as glycoprotein endo-alpha-1,2-mannosidase-like protein. The record is from RefSeq and is a predicted model, not a curated record. The coding region runs from base 667 to 1995 and encodes 442 amino acids. Lineage: Eukaryota; Metazoa; Chordata; Actinopteri; Centrarchiformes; Centrarchidae. Gene Ontology annotation, molecular function: alpha-mannosidase activity. The transcript is spliced from 4 exons. Gene Ontology annotation, cellular component: Golgi apparatus.